GAUGUAAAAAGUAUUUUAUAAGUUAUAUUAAAAAUAUUUUAGUGGUGCAUGGGGUGUAUAACAAGUAACAAGUAUAACUAGAAUGAGGGAGUACUAGUAGGUAGUGAAGCAACAUCUCUGCGAGCACUAGGUUCCUGAUCAAUGUGCAGGAGCUCUAGUAAUUCAGAGAUGGUUGUUUCGAACAAAAGCACGUUAGAAGAAGUUCUUGACAUUGAGAAGAAUAAGAUGCAUGCUCAGUGGGUGCUGAAUCCUCCAGAACCACCUUCCAUGUUGCAUCAGAUUGUGGACAACGUCAAGGACACCCUCUUACCCCAUCCAAAUCCAAACGCAUUCUCUUCUCUCAGGAAUCAGCCCUUUUCCAAACGCGCUUUCGCCUUCUUCCAGGACUUGUUUCCCAUUCUCGCUUCCUUCCAAGACUACAAUACCCACAAGCUCAAGUGCGAUUUCAUGGCUGGUCUUACCCUUGCAAUCUUCGCCAUUCCUCAGUGUAUGGGAAAUGCGACAUUGGCGCAACUAAGUCCUGAAUAUGGCCUCUAUACGAGCAUUGUGCCACCUUUUAUUUAUGCGUUGCUAGCGAGUUCAAGGGAGAUAGUGAUUGGACCUGGAUCUGUGGAUUCACUGCUAAUUUCCUCAAUGAUUCAGACAUUGAAAGUGCCAAUUCAUGAUUCUAUUGCAUACACUCAGCUUGUUUUCACAGUUACUUUUUUUGCGGGCAUCUUUCAAGUUGCUUUCGGCUUCUUUAGGUUGGGUUUUCUGGUCGAAUAUCUUUCCCAAGCCACCAUCGUCGGCUUCUUGGCAGCAGCUGCCGUCGGCAUUGGACUUCAACAACUGAAAGGAUUAUUUGGGAUCGUUAACUUUACCAACAAAACUGCUUUGUUUUCUGUCCUCAAAGCUGUUUGGACAUCCUUCAAAAACAAAUCAGAGUGGCACCCUUACAACUUCAUUAUUGGAAUCUCAUUUCUCUGUUUCAUCCUAUUUACCAGAUUCCUGGGCAAAAGGAACAAGAAACUCAUCUGGUUGUCACACGUUGCACCCCUCCUUUCUGUUAUUGUAUCCUCUGUUAUUGCAUACAAAUUAAAUGUUGGAGAGCAUCACGUGAAGGACUACAGAGUUGAAGUCUUGGGACCAAUUAAAGGAGGUGGCUUUAAUCCAAGCUCACUCUACCUGUUAACAUUUGAUGCCAGAGUUGUGGGUCAUUUGAUUAGAAUAGCCUUCAUCAUUUCUAUUAUUUCACUCACCGGAUCUAUUGCUGUUGGACGAUCAUUUGCAUCUCUAAGAGGACACAGUAUUAAUCCCAACAGAGAAGUGGUAUCCUUGGGCAUAAUGAACAUAGUUGGAUCCUUCACUUCUUGUUACGUUGCAUCAGGGUCAUUGUCACGUACGGCUGUAAACUACAAUGCUGGGUCUGAAACUAUGGUGUCCAACAUAGUGAUGGCACUCACAGUGCUCAUGUCACUUAAAUUUUUGACGGGGCUUCUGUAUUUCACUCCGAAAGCAAUCCUAGCAGCAAUAAUUCUUUCGGCUGUGCCAGGACUGAUUGACCUAAACAAAGCAUGUGAAAUUUGGAAGGUUGAUAAAAUGGAUUUCCUUGCUUGUGCUGGAGCCUUCUUGGGAGUCUUGUUUGCAUCUGCAGAAAUAGGCCUUGCAAUUGGGAUCGCGAUAUCAUUUUUGAAGAUAAUUAUAACCUCAAUUCAACCUGCUAUAGCACUUGUUGGAAGGCUUCCAGGAACGGAUGCAUUUGGCGAUGCUCAACAAUACCCAAUGGCUGUCAACAUUCCUGGAGUUCUCAUUGUCUCUUUAAAAUCUGCUUGGUUUUGUUUUGCAAAUGCAAACCUUGUACAAGAAAGGAUUGAGAGAUGGAUGACUAGUGAAAAAGUCAAGGAUGGCAAAGGAGGAGAAAACACCUUCACACACGUCAUUUUGGAUGCCUCAAGUCUUACGAAUAUUGACACCGCGGGAAUUGCUUCUUUGAUGGAGCUCAAUAAAAAUUUGACUUCACGUGGAAUAAAGUUAGCAAUCGCUAACCCUAGGUGGAAUGUAAUUCACAAACUAAGAUUAGCUAACUUCGUGAGCAAAAUUGGAGGAAGAGUUUUCCUUUCUGUGGGAGAAGCAGUAGAUGCAUGUCUUGGCUCUAAAGUGGUUCCUGUAUAACCAACAACAUUUGCCUUAAUUUCUAUGGAUUAAUUGUUUUUGUAUUCA
Cajanus cajan (pigeon pea) is the source of this 2199-nucleotide messenger RNA. Its product is annotated as early nodulin-70. Gene Ontology annotation, cellular component: membrane. The record is from RefSeq and is a predicted model, not a curated record. Lineage: Eukaryota; Viridiplantae; Streptophyta; Magnoliopsida; Fabales; Fabaceae. Gene Ontology annotation, biological process: sulfate transmembrane transport. Gene Ontology annotation, molecular function: secondary active sulfate transmembrane transporter activity.